AUGUCAUCAGCCCAAUCCAGAUUAUCACAAGUUGCCAACAUCUUGAGUCCAACCAAGGCUCCAAAUUCUCGCCAAUCAUUAACUCCAGACCACCCUUUCAAAAUCGCCGUUAUUGGUUCAGGAAACUGGGGUACCACCAUUGCCAAAGUGUUGGCUGAAAAUGCCCUUUCUAGACCUCAUUUGUUUAGUCAUUACGUGAAAAUGUGGGUUUACCAAGAACAAAUCGAUGGCAAGAAUUUAACCGAUAUUAUCAAUAUUCAAAAUGUUAAUAUCAAGUAUUUACCUGGUGUCAAAUUACCUCCCAAUUUGGUUGCUGAACCAAGUUUAUUGAAAACUGUUGAAGGUGCCGAUUUGAUUGUGUUUAAUUUACCUCAUCAAUUCUUACCCAAGAUCUUGCCUCAAUUGAAAGGUCAUGUGCCACCAACAGCUAGAGCAAUUUCAUGUUUGAAAGGGUUAGAAGUCAACAAGGAAGGCUGUAAAUUACUCAGUACUUAUAUUACCGAAGAAUUGGGAAUUGUAUGUGGUGCUUUAUCGGGGGCCAACUUGGCUCCAGAAGUGGCUAGAGGUAAAUGGUCAGAAACCACCAUUGCUUACACAUUACCCCUGGACUACCGUGGUGCUGGUAAAGAUAUUGACGAAUACGUUUUGAAAGCAGCCUUCCAUAGACCUUAUUUCCACGUGAAUGUCAUUGACGACGUUGCUGGUGUUUCCGUGGCUGGUGCAUUGAAAAACAUUGUUGCUUUAGCUGUGGGGUUCGUUGAAGGUUUGGGAUGGGGUGACAAUGCCAAAGCCGCCAUCAUGAGAGUGGGAUUAUUAGAAACAAUUAAAUUUUCAGAAACCUUCUUUCCUGAAUCGAAAGCAUCUACAUUUACCGCUGAAUCAGCUGGUGUGGCUGAUUUAAUAACCACUUGUUCAGGAGGUAGAAAUGUCAAAGUUGGUCGUUAUAUGGCCCAAACUGGUGCUUCCGCAGAAGCUGCCGAAAAGAAAUUGUUGAACGGACAAAGUUCACAAGGUAUCGUUACUGCUAAAGAAGUUCAUGAAUUGUUGGAGAAUACUGAUAAAUUGGAUGAAUUUCCUCUUUUUGAAGCAACCUAUCAAAUCAUUUAUGGAUCUGAAUCAAUUGAAAACUUGCCCAACUUGUUGAACUCGGAUUAA
Molecule: messenger RNA, 1155 nt
Organism: Lodderomyces parapsilosis
Lineage: Eukaryota; Fungi; Ascomycota; Pichiomycetes; Serinales; Debaryomycetaceae
Gene: GPD1
Product: glycerol-3-phosphate dehydrogenase (NAD(+))
Exons: 1
Coding region: 1-1155 (384 amino acids)
Biological process (GO): carbohydrate metabolic process; glycerol-3-phosphate catabolic process
Cellular component (GO): cytosol; nucleus; glycerol-3-phosphate dehydrogenase (FAD) complex
Molecular function (GO): protein homodimerization activity; glycerol-3-phosphate dehydrogenase [NAD(P)+] activity; NAD binding
Source: RefSeq, a predicted model, not a curated record